This is a messenger RNA of Penicillium bovifimosum, 1695 nucleotides long. Its product is annotated as hydrogen/calcium exchanger domain-containing protein. Gene Ontology annotation, cellular component: fungal-type vacuole membrane. Lineage: Eukaryota; Fungi; Ascomycota; Eurotiomycetes; Eurotiales; Aspergillaceae. Gene Ontology annotation, biological process: intracellular calcium ion homeostasis; calcium ion transmembrane transport. Gene Ontology annotation, molecular function: calcium:proton antiporter activity. The record is from RefSeq and is a predicted model, not a curated record. The transcript has 9 exons. The annotation marks the transcript as partial.
CGACCUCAUCACUCAUUCCAUCAUCUGGUCACUGUACUGAGACCACGAACAGAUAGAAUCCGCAGAUAUGCCCACCAGUCAGCACGGUCUGACAAGAAAGCCUCAAAAAGACUCAACCGAUCGGACUCAAUUCGACUCGAGAGUGGACUAGCUACUCGAAGUCUAGGUGACCUCAGUCUAUCAGAAGACCAGCACCGCCAACGGGACAUGGCCAGCGGAGUCGAUAGCCCCGAGCACGCGAGCACUUUCCCGCUAGAUGGUGCUGGCGGCGAUCUUGGGACACCCAGGACGCCGUUUGAACCGUCCAUGGCUAGCCAGGACCCUAUCAAUGUUUCCACGCCGCGCGGGGCUGAUAGCGAGACUGUUGGCUCGCAAACGCGUCAGCGGAAGGGUGGGAUCUUGGGCAAGUUCAGACAUCGCGACGAUAACGAGGAGUGGGAUAAGAAGUCACAUUCGGAACCGAAAUUUACUUUUGCGUCGCAGCUAAGGGCCACUCUGCUGAACUCGUGGAUCAAUGUCCUUUUGAUCGCUGCGCCUGUUGGAAUUGCGCUGUGGGCCGCUAAGGUGAAUCCGAUUGUAGUGUUUGUGGUCAACUUCAUUGCUAUCAUUCCCCUCGCCGCUAUGCUCAGUUUCGCAACGGAAGAGAUUGCCCUUCGCACGGGUGAAACGAUCGGUGGUCUGCUGAAUGCUUCUUUUGGUAACGCCGUCGAGCUGAUCGUCGCAAUCAUCGCCCUGGUUCAACGCAAAACUCUCAUCGUGCAGACUUCGCUUAUCGGGAGUAUCUUAUCCAACCUGCUCCUGGUCCUAGGCAUGUGCUUCUUCUUGGGCGGUAUCGAUCGCGUGGAGCAGCACUUCAACGUAACCGUUGCCCAGACAGCUGCGAGUAUGCUGGCAUUGGCAGUCAGCAGUUUGAUCAUUCCUACUGCGUACCACCGGUGGUCUAAUCUUGAAAAGACAGAUGGAACCGCCGCUCUCUCUCGUGGCACCAGCGUCCUCCUCCUAAUCGUCUACGGCUGCUAUCUCUUCUUCCAGCUGAAGUCGCACGCCGACAUGUACAACCGACCCAGCCAGAAAGUCGAACGGCGCCGUGUAAAGGUUACCGAAGGCGACGCCAGCCGCGGCAUCGCACAGAUCGGUAAAAUGACCGCUACGCCGCUCGUCGGUUCAAAUCCAGAGCACAUGCAGAUGGAAGAUUCCGAGGAUGAGGGCGAGGAGCCGCAGUUGUCUGUCCCAACUGCUAUCCUUACGCUGAUCAUCUCGACCGCCUUUGUUGCUGCCUGCGCUGAGUUCAUGGUUGAAUCCAUCGAUGCUUUGACUGCUACCGGUAACAUUGGCGAGACGUUCGUCGGGUUGAUCCUGCUGCCGAUUGUUGGUAAUGCGGCCGAGCACGCUACCGCUGUGACGGUCGCUAUCAAGGAUAAGAUGGAUCUUUCGAUUGGUGUUGCUGUCGGAUCGAGUAUGCAGAUUGCGCUGCUUGUGCUGCCGUUGAUUAUUGUGCUUGGGUGGAUCAUUGGUGUUGAAGAUAUGACUCUCAACUUCGAUGGCUUCCAAGUGAUUGUUCUCUUCAUGUCUGUGCUUUUGGUGAACUAUCUCAUCGGUGAUGGCAAAUCUCACUGGCUCGAGGGAGUACUGUUGAUGAUGAUGUAUCUGAUUGUCGCCAUUGCGGCUUGGUACGUGGACACUACAGUUGAUUGA